Molecule: messenger RNA, 1850 nt
Organism: Echinops telfairi (small Madagascar hedgehog)
Lineage: Eukaryota; Metazoa; Chordata; Mammalia; Afrosoricida; Tenrecidae
Gene: PSMG2
Product: proteasome assembly chaperone 2
Exons: 7
Coding region: 85-879 (264 amino acids)
Biological process (GO): proteasome assembly
Cellular component (GO): cytosol; nucleus
Source: RefSeq, a predicted model, not a curated record
GCCGCGGCGGCCGCUCGCGUAGGCUCUGGAAACUCCCAGGACGACUGACUUGUUCCUUCCAUCCUCCCGUUCCUCCCGGCGGCCAUGUUUGUGCCCUGCGCUGAGCCGGCGCCCGAGCUGGCGGGCUUCACGCUUCUGAUGCCAUCAGUAUCUGUUGGGAAUGUUGGUCAGCUUUCAAUAGACCUGAUUAUCUCCACACUGAAUAUGUUUAAGGUUGGUUACUUCUAUACGGAUUGCCUUGUACCAGUGGUUGGAAACAAUCCAUAUGCGACCACAGAAGGAAACUCAACAGAACUCAGUACAAAUGCUGAGGUGUAUUUAUUACCUUCAAAGAAGCUUGUGGCUCUUCAGCUAAGGUCUAUUUUUAUCAAGUAUAAAUCCAAGCCAUUCUGUGAAGAACUGCUGUCCUGGGUGAAAAGUAGUAACUGUGCCAGAGUUAUUGUCCUUUCAAGCAGUCAUUCAUGUCACCGUAAUGAUUCACAGCUUCGCAGUACUCCUUUUCGCUACCUACUUACACCUGCCCUGCAAAAAAGUGUUCAGAACAAAAUAAAGAAGCUUAACUGGGAGGAAAUGGAAAAAAGCCAGUGCAUUCCUGGAAUUGAGGAUUCUGACUUUUGUGUUCGUAUCCCUGGAGGAGGUAUCACAAAAACACUGUAUGAGGAAAGCUGUUCCAGAGAAACUCCAAUGGCAAUUCUUCUGAAAUUUGUUUCUGAAGGAGACAAUAUCCCAGAUGCAUUAGAUCUUGUUCAGUAUCUUAACGAAUGGCUUCAGAUCAUCAAACCAUGUAUUGAUAAGCCCACAGCUUCUGUCUUGCCAUGGAAAAUACCAAGUUCCUGGAGGUUACUGUUUGGCAGUGGUCUUCCUCCUGCACUUUUCUAAUCUGGUUCCAGUUUUACACCCCAUGUGUCUAUAUAAUUCAUCACCAAUACAACUGGUAAACAUUCUAGACAAAAUGUACUAUCUGAAAAUAUCUGAAGAAAUAAGUAUCUUUCAUAGAUAAUUCCAAAGAAGAAAUUAUAAACAAAAGGCCAUUUUGCCAUACUUCUCAUUAUCUAUAACAAAUGUAAGUUUUGUACAAUAAGUACUUAAAACGAUUUUGUCUGAAAUGUGUUUGUUUUGCUUUUUAACUCAGAUUCUGCAUUUUCUGUGACUGCUGUAACAAAUUUAAUGGCUUAAAACAAAUACAACUCUGUAUUAUACUUCUGAAAUCAGCCUGACUGGUUUAAAGUCAAGGUGUUAGGGAGGGAUGGUUUCUUCAGAAGUUCUAGGGAAGAAUCCAAUUCCUCGCUUAUUGUCAGCUGUGGUAUUUCUUGGCUGCCUGUUUUCUAUAUUAAAUGAAGAUACUUAAAAGCUUUUCAUUGAAAUGCAUUCCCUAAGUAUUUCUCAUUCCUGUGUACUAAUAUUUUUUUUUGACUCAGCUAUUUAGGUUGUCUUUGUUGCUAAUGAGUUUAUACAUUACCUUUACAAAGUGAAGGCAUGAGGAAGUCCCCUUCAUGGGACUGAAUAUGUUCAUUUGUCCCAUUACUCAGCACUUUUAAAACAAAGUGUUAACUCAAUUUCCAUGAUGUUUUCCCCCUUGGUGUUCUAGUAUUGAUUUCUAACUUUAUUUAGUCAUAUUCUUCAUUGCUUGUUGUUUCUUUGUUUACUAAAUCUUUAUGAUUUUCCUCUUUAUUUUGAUGGGGUUACUAAUUUCCUUUGAAAGUAUACUGUAAUUGAUUAAAUUCUUUGUAAUCUUAAAACCAUCUGUUCUAAACCUACUUGACUUCUACAUUUGAAAGUUCUGUAACGACAUUAUUCCCUCUAUUUACUUUGUAAUUUAAAAAUUAAAGAUUGACAUCCCUGGUUCCCUA